Amyelois transitella is the source of this 456-nucleotide messenger RNA. RefSeq lists its product as uncharacterized. The coding region runs from base 1 to 456 and encodes 151 amino acids. The record is from RefSeq and is a predicted model, not a curated record. Lineage: Eukaryota; Metazoa; Arthropoda; Insecta; Lepidoptera; Pyralidae. The transcript is spliced from 2 exons.
AUGGAUAAACGUAAAAGAUCAAAGUCAAAGGAAUAUGAUCAUCUACUGAAAAAGAUGAAAAAACUUGAGGAAAAAAUACGAGAAAGACGAUCAAUAUCAUCGUCCUCAUCAAAUACUGAUCAAGUUUUAAAUACAUACUCAGAAGAGGUGGACAAUACAAGUAUAGUCUUAUCACCGAUAAUUCCAGAUGAAAUCAGCAUCCAAGCCACGGAACAAGUUGUGGAAAAUACUGAACCUGAAUUGGAUCCAGAAAUUUUGCAACUACUAGGCUCUGACCCCACAAAACAAACUAAUUUUGGCGAAAAUCUACAUAAAGAUAUAAUGCCUAGGUGGAAGCAUAUUCUCAUCAAUGGCCUGGACAAAGAUACAAAAGCCGAUAUUUUGAAAAGUCACUUACCGCCUGAAAACUGCCCGCAUUUAAAAGCGCCCAAACUAAAUGCAGAAAGGCCGCUUUAA